Molecule: messenger RNA, 1116 nt
Organism: Aspergillus niger
Lineage: Eukaryota; Fungi; Ascomycota; Eurotiomycetes; Eurotiales; Aspergillaceae
Gene: argB
Product: ornithine carbamoyltransferase argB-Aspergillus niger [putative sequencing error]
Exons: 1
Coding region: 1-1116 (371 amino acids)
Biological process (GO): L-citrulline biosynthetic process
Cellular component (GO): mitochondrion
Molecular function (GO): amino acid binding; ornithine carbamoyltransferase activity
Source: RefSeq, a predicted model, not a curated record
AUGCCCUCCCCCCUCCGCACAGCGGCCGCAGCCGCCCGCUACGGGCCUUCCACAACCCGCCACGCCCUGCGCCGCCUCUACUCCUCCACCAGUCACUCCGCCGCAACGCCGGCAACUUCUCCCUUCGCACCGCGGCACCUGCUCUCCAUCGCCGACCUGACCCCAACCGAAUUCGCAACCCUCGUCCGCAAUGCCUCCUCCCACAAGCGGGCCAUCAAAUCCGGCUCCAUCCCCCAAUCCCUCCACGGCGCCCUCUCCGGCAAGACCGUCGCCAUGAUGUUCAGCAAGCGCAGCACCCGCACCCGCAUUUCCACCGAAGGCGCCGUCGUCCAAAUGGGCGGCCACCCCAUGUUCCUCGGCAAGGACGACAUCCAGCUGGGAGUCAAUGAAUCCCUCUACGACACUGCCGUGGUCGUCUCCUCCAUGGUGGAAUGUAUCGUUGCCCGCGUGGGCAAGCACGCUGACGUCGCCGACCUCGCCAAGCACUCUACUAAGCCGGUUAUCAAUGCCCUGUGUGACUCGUAUCACCCGUUGCAGGCUAUUGCGGAUUUUCAGACUAUUAGUGAGCAUUUCGCUGCCUCGGGCAAGGGGAAGUUGGAGGGUUUGGGGCUGAAUGGGUUGAAAAUCGCUUGGGUGGGCGAUGCGAAUAACGUGCUUUUCGAUAUGGCGAUCAGUGCGAGGAAAAUGGGCGUUGAUGUUGCUGUUGCUACGCCGAAGGGGUAUGAGAUCCCCAAGGAGAUGUUGGAGAUUAUUGAGAAGGCUGGCGAGGGGGUUAAGAGUCCUGGAAAGCUGGUGCAGACCAAUGUUCCUGAGGAGGCGGUGAAGGGGGCCGAUGUGUUGGUUACUGAUACUUGGGUUUCGAUGGGCCAGGAGGAGGAGGCCGCUAAGCGGUUGAGGGAUUUCGCUGGAUUCCAGAUUACGAGUGAGUUGGCGAAGAGGGGUGGGGCGAAGGAGGGGUGGAGGUUCAUGCACUGUCUUCCUAGGCACCCGGAGGAGGUUGCUGAUGAGGUGUUCUAUGGACAUCGGUCGUUGGUGUUCCCUGAGGCGGAGAAUCGUCUGUGGGCUGCCAUUUCGGCGUUGGAGGGAUUUGUCGUCAAUAAGGGCAAGAUUGAGUAA